AGGGAAAUUAAGAGACACUAUCCUGGACUGGGAAGAUUCCCUGCCCGACCGCGACCUCACGCUGGCGGAUGAAGCCUGCAGGAAAGCCGAUCUCUCCGUCACCCUGGGGACCUCUCUGCAGAUCAAACCCAGCGGCAACCUCCCGCUGAUCACGAAGAAGAGAGGAGGGAAGCUGGUCAUCGUCAACCUCCAAGCCACCAAACACGACAGACAGGCCGACCUGCGCAUCCACGCCUACGUCGACGACGUCAUGACGAAGCUGAUGAAGCACUUGGGGCUGGAGGUCCCAGAGUGGACGGGGCCGGUGGUGGUGGAAAGCUCUGAACUCACCAAACCCGAACAACUCUUCAAACUGGAGCCCGGGGCUCGCGGGCUGCGGAAGGAGGAGCCCCUCUCCCAGCACAACGGCACGGGUGGGCUCUGCCCUGACCUUGGGACCACGCUGGUGGAACGCCGUGACAAUCUG
Messenger RNA from Pterocles gutturalis (yellow-throated sandgrouse), 466 nucleotides. Its product is annotated as NAD-dependent protein deacetylase sirtuin-6-like. The record is from RefSeq and is a predicted model, not a curated record. The annotation marks the transcript as partial. The transcript has 3 exons. NCBI's taxonomy places the organism in Eukaryota, Metazoa, Chordata, Aves, Pterocliformes, Pteroclidae.